This is a messenger RNA of Myotis lucifugus (little brown bat), 3228 nucleotides long. It is a transcript of the gene NPAS3, whose product is annotated as neuronal PAS domain protein 3. Gene Ontology annotation, biological process: regulation of transcription by RNA polymerase II. Gene Ontology annotation, molecular function: protein dimerization activity; DNA-binding transcription factor activity, RNA polymerase II-specific; RNA polymerase II transcription regulatory region sequence-specific DNA binding. NCBI's taxonomy places the organism in Eukaryota, Metazoa, Chordata, Mammalia, Chiroptera, Vespertilionidae. The record is from RefSeq and is a predicted model, not a curated record.
AUGAUCCGAAUCUUUCCGGAAUUUCAGCGUGCAAGCGCCGCGGCCAACGGCACCCCGCAGAACGUCCAGGGCAUCACCUCCUACCAGCAGCGAAUAACUGCCCAGCAUCCUCUGCCCAACCAAUCUGAAUGUAGGAAAAUCUACAGAUAUGACGGAAUCUACUGUGAAUCUACCUACCAGAAUUUACAAGCAUUGAGAAAGGAGAAAUCCCGAGACGCUGCACGCUCCCGCCGGGGAAAAGAAAAUUUUGAGUUCUAUGAAUUGGCCAAGUUAUUGCCUCUUCCUGCAGCCAUCACGAGCCAGCUGGACAAGGCGUCCAUCAUUCGACUUACAAUUAGCUAUCUGAAAAUGAGGGACUUUGCUAACCAGGGGGACCCUCCAUGGAACUUGCGAAUGGAAGGCCCACCCCCAAACACAUCUGUAAAAGGGAUACAAAUGUGGAAAUCUGAACUCUGCAUGAGAAAGACACCGUGUGAAGUUAUAGGUGCACAACGAAGGAGAAGCCCCAGUGCACUGGCCAUUGAAGUAUUUGAAGCACAUUUGGGAAGUCACAUUUUGCAGUCCCUGGAUGGCUUUGUGUUUGCACUAAAUCAAGAAGGAAAAUUUUUGUACAUUUCUGAAACAGUCUCAAUCUACCUAGGCCUCUCACAAGUGGAGCUGACAGGCAGCAGCGUCUUUGACUAUGUCCACCCCGGGGACCACGUGGAGAUGGCAGAGCAGCUGGGCAUGAAGCUCCCACCUGGGCGGGGUCUCCUCUCCCAGGGUACCACUGAGGACGGAGCCAGCUCAGCAUCUUCCUCCUCCCAGUCAGAGACCCCCGAGCCAGUGGAGUCAACCAGUCCCAGUCUGCUAACCACUGACAACACCCUUGAGCGUUCCUUUUUCAUCCGAAUGAAAUCUACUCUGACCAAACGCGGCGUGCACAUCAAAUCAUCAGGAUAUAAGGUGAUCCACAUAACAGGUCGGCUACGGCUGCGGGUGUCGCUGUCCCACGGGAGGACCAUCCCCAGCCAGAUCAUGGGUCUUGUGGUCGUGGCGCAUGCCUUGCCUCCCCCUACAAUCAAUGAAGUCAGAAUCGACUGCCAUAUGUUCGUCACUCGAGUAAAUAUGGACCUCAAUAUCAUUUACUGUGAAAAUAGGAUCAGUGAUUACAUGGAUCUGACCCCUGUAGAUAUUGUGGGGAAGAGAUGCUACCACUUCAUCCACGCGGAGGACGUGGAGGGCAUCCGGCACAGUCACUUGGACUUGCUGAAUAAGGGCCAGUGUGUGACGAAGUACUACCGCUGGAUGCAGAAGAACGGAGGCUACAUCUGGAUACAGUCUAGUGCCACCAUAGCUAUUAAUGCCAAGAAUGCAAAUGAGAAGAACAUCAUCUGGGUGAAUUACCUUCUUAGUAACCCCGAGUACAAGGACACCCCGAUGGACAUCGCGCAGCUCCCCCAUCUGCCAGAGAAAACUUCGGAAUCCUCGGAGACAUCGGACUCUGAGUCAGACUCUAAAGACACCUCAGGUAUUACAGAGGACAAUGAGAACUCCAAGUCCGAUGAGAAGGGGAACCAGUCUGAGAACAGCGAAGACCCGGAGCCCGACCGGAAAAAGUCGGGCAGCACGUGCGACCAGGACAUGAACUGCAAUGACCAAGGCCACAGCUCCAGCAAUCCGGACAGUCCCGACAGCGACGACAGCUUCGAGCACUCGGAGUCCCUCACGUCGGACAGCGCUAAGGACUCGGACAGCGCGGGCGAGGCGGGCGCGCAGGCCUCCAGCAAACACCAGAAGCGCAAGAAGAGGCGGAGACGGCAGAAGGGCGGCAGCGCCAGCCGAGCGCUGUCCAGCGCGUCGAGCCCCGGCCUGGACGCGGGCCUGGUGGAGCCCCCGCGCCUGCUGUCCUCCCCCAACAGUGCUCGGUGCUCAAGAUCAAGACGGGAGAUCUCCGAACCCAACUUCGACAACGACAGCAGCAUCUGGGACUACCCGCCCAACAGGGAGAUCUCCAGAAACGAGUCCCCCUACAGCAUGACAAGGCCCCCCAACUCCGAGCACUUCCCAUCCCCGCAGGUCAAGCGCGGGGGCGGCGGCAGCGGGGGCGGUGGGGGCCUGCACGUGGCCAUCCCCGACUCGGUCCUCACCCGCCGGGCGCAGACAGCGCAGCCACCCCGCAAGACUCAGUUUGGCGCCUCGGCCACCUCGGCCUUGGCCCCCGUCACCUCCGACCCCCUGUCCCCCCCGCUGUCAGCAUCCCCGCGGGACAAGCACCCGGGGGGCAGCGGCGGCGGCGGCAGCAGCGGGGGUGGCCCCAGCGCGUCCAACUCCUUGCUGUACACGGGGGACCUGGAGGCGCUGCAGAGGUUGCAGGCGGGCAACGUCGUGCUCCCGCUGGUGCACAGGGUGACCGGGACCCUGGCGGCCACCAGCACGGCCGCGCAGAGGGUCUACACGACGGGCACCAUCCGCUACGCGCCCGCCGAGGUGACCCUGGCCAUGCAGGGCAACCUGCUGCCCAACGCGCACGCUGUUAACUUCGUGGACGUUAACAGCCCGGGCUUCGGCCUCGACCCCAAGACGCCCAUGGAGAUGCUCUACCACCACGUGCACCGGCUCAACAUGUCCGGACCGUUCGGCGGCGCCGUGAGCGCGGCCAGCCUGACGCAGAUGCCCGCGGGCAACGUGUUCACCACGGCCGAGGGGCUCUUCUCCACGCUGCCCUUCCCCGUCUACAGCAACGGCAUCCACGCCGCACAGACUCUGGAGCGCAAGGACGACUGAGGCGCCCCCGUGCGGGCGCUCGGCGUGGAGGCAUCGCGGGCGUUUUCGUUUAGACCUUUAUUCUAGCACUUUGAAUUUGAGCAGGUCAGCGUCACCUCUCCACACGACGGUCCCCACCCCGGCCCCCCUUUCUUUAACUUGACUUAUUCUUUCCUGUAAAGAUAUGUUUAUUUUUGGCCUUCAGAGGGUCCGAGGACCAGUUGCCUGCCGUUUUGUCUUCUUCUAAGAUGUGUGUUGGGUUGUUUUGCUUUCCUUUGCAUCUUUAUUAAGAUGUCUUUAAUGCGUAUAUGCCUCUGCCAUAGAAUACUCAGUCUUGUGGUCAAGAGAUUUCUCCAGUGACAACCAUUGGGUUUUCUUCAUCGAGAUCUUGAUAUGAUCAAGAUUGAAAGAGACACGCAUAAACAAUGUGCCCUGUUUGACUAAGUCAAAUGAAAUGGGGUGGUUUUUGGUUUUGUUCCUAAU